AUGCUUCCAUCGAUCGCUGUCGGGGCUCUGCUUUUGCCCACCACUCUGGCUGCUAUUCUGCCUGAAUACGAUCCAUUCUAUGAUGCUCCUGCUGGCUACCAGGACAAAGCUCCUGGAAGCAUUCUCCGCACCCGCAAAGUUGUCACAAGCUAUUUCGGUCUGAUUCCUGAUGCUGUAGAAGCAUGGCAAUUGCUCUAUCGUACCACUGCUAUCAACGGUACUGCCAUCGCAUCGGCAACGACCGUCUUCAAACCUCUCAACCCAAAGCAGAAUAGCUUUGUCAGCUUCCAUACUGCAUAUGACGGUUCCUCGGAGACAGGCGCUUGCGAUCCCAGCUACAACUACCAGCUGCUAGCUCCCCAGGUUGAUCUGAUCUCAUCGGUCGAGUUCCUCUUGCUUCAGGCCUAUCUGCUGGAGGGUUUUGUUGUGCAGUCGCCUGACUACGAAGGCCCUGAUGCUGCUUUCGGCGCUGGUCGUCUUGCUGGUAUGGGUGUUCUUGACAGCAUGCGUGCUGUUGCCAACUUCGGUUCGACUCUUGGCUUCACUACCUCCACUCCUAACAUUGUUGGUUACGGCUACUCUGGCGGUGCCAUUGCUACUGGAUGGGCUGCUUCUCUGAUCUCAAGCUAUGCUCCUGAGCUCAAUGUUCUUGGCUGGGCACAAGGUGGUACGCCCGCUAAUUUGACCGGUACCGCCGUUUUCAUCGAUGGCACACUCUUCGCUGGCUUCCUUCCUCAAGCUCUUGUCGGGCUCUCUACACCCACAGCUUACGGUGCCCAACUCAACCCUGUCUUUGAUAGCAUCAUCACGCCUCUGGGUCGUCAAGAACUCGACUCCGCCGAACAGAUCUGUGGUGUUGAAAACCUGUUCACCUUCGCCUUCCAAUCAGUCCGGAGCACAAAGUUCCAGACUCUUGGUAACCAAGUUUUCUACGACCCUACCAUUGCUGGAGUCCUUGAUCAGAACGUCAUGGGCAUCAACGCAAAUGAAACUCCCAAGGCUCCCGUGUACAUGUACCACGCCACUAACGACGAAGUCAUCCCUUAUGCCAAUGCUUCGACACUCUACUCUGACUGGUGUGCUGACGGCGCAUCUGUUCACUUUACCACUGUGGCUGCUGGUGGUCACGCAACAACUGAAAUUCUUGGCUUUGUGGGCGCAUUCAACUUUGUCAAGGCUGCCUUUGCUGGUAAUUACACAAGUGGCUGUUCGACUUCGACCGAGUUGGCAAAUACUCUGGAUCCGUUGGCACUUGGUGUUCAGCUUGAGCCUGUCAUCGUGAACUUGUUGAAUGCUCUUGCUGUCGCGGGCAGAAAGGAUAUUAACAUCAAGAACAACAUCACCACGCUCAACGAGACCGUUGUUGCUUGA
This is a messenger RNA of Aureobasidium melanogenum CBS 110374, 1371 nucleotides long. Its product is annotated as LIP-domain-containing protein. The transcript has a single exon. Gene Ontology annotation, molecular function: triacylglycerol lipase activity. NCBI's taxonomy places the organism in Eukaryota, Fungi, Ascomycota, Dothideomycetes, Dothideales, Saccotheciaceae. Gene Ontology annotation, biological process: lipid catabolic process. The coding region runs from base 1 to 1371 and encodes 456 amino acids. The record is from RefSeq and is a predicted model, not a curated record.